Molecule: messenger RNA, 3709 nt
Organism: Salmo salar (Atlantic salmon)
Lineage: Eukaryota; Metazoa; Chordata; Actinopteri; Salmoniformes; Salmonidae
Source: RefSeq, a predicted model, not a curated record
GUAGUGACGCCUCUUGCACCGAGCUGCAGUGCCUUAGUCCACUGCACCACUCGGGUGCCCCUUUUGUACUUUUUAAACUACUGAGCUUUUAGUCCUUUAUUCACUUUCAUAGUUUUUAUUCAAUAUUCUAAAGGUCCUAUUGUGACAUCAUCAACUCCCAGACUUCCAACAUCCAUUCACGGUGAACAAUCAAACUUUUGACCCAAAUCGGCAACUUUGACCACUUUUCCAGCACUUUAGAUAAAAACCUAGAGGGUAUGACAUUGAGGUCUACUUCUCUGGUAUUUAAAUCUGGAACCAGAACAUAAUUAUCUACUACCAAUCAAAAGUUACAGCUGUUUGUCUCAUCCUUCAGCAGCCCAAACGGAGUUGUUGCUGUGAAUACCAAUGCAUUUCAAUGGCAGAAAAAGGGGCCAUAGACUAGAAUGGUACAAAAAUGUUUUUUUGUUUUUGUUUAGACCUCCUCUUUCACCAUUUUAAGCAAUCAACUCCAAACCAACGUUGACAGGUUCGGUCUGACCAUACUUAGAUUGCUUGUCAAUUUAAAAAAAAAAACAUAACCAUUUUCAAUUUGCAUAAAUUAACAUCGGUUUGAAUGAGAACCAUAGGAAUACAGAGGUAGCUAUUGAAAACGGUCUUGCUCCUUGGCCAAUUAAACUACCAGACCAACAUUAAAAUGUUCAGGCUAUGCUAACUUAAAAUUAUUUUAAACUCUUAUUGACUAUAACUAUAUACAUUUGCAGAAAUUAGCAUAAAAUAACUCACCUACAGUAAACUCUUGAACGUUCAAGAUAGACCAAACCAACUUUAACAUGUUCAGGCCAUUGUAACUUGAAAUGAUUUAAAACAUUUAUCAACUAUAACUAUAUAAAUAGUUAACUUUUUAUACUUCUUCCACUACCACAAAAUACUUUUAGAGCUAAAGCAAGCUCCACAACUUUACUUAAUGUAAAGUUACCAAUGGUUUUUUUCUCCAUUUACAAUAUUCUAAUUUGUAAAAACAAAAAAUGAAAUGUUGUUAGCUAGGAGUCCCAUUGGCUAUUUAUCCAUUAUAUUUAUAGAUUAUUAUAUUUUGUUGUGCUUUCUCUCUUUCAGUUCGUUUUGAGAAUACUAACCCUUAGCCUACUCGUAUAUUUACUUAUUUUUAACUGAAGAAAUAUAUUUCUUCUAUUUAAAUUCAGGUUGUUUGCGGAUUCUGUAUUUUUGUAUUUGAAUAUAAUAGUGAAAUAUUUUUUAGAGGACAAGGAAGGCGGAUUUUCAAAACAUUAGAUUCAUUUUAGUAGCACCUACAACAUGAUAGAGCAACGGGUGGCAACGUUGAAAGGUAGAACUAACAAGUCGUGUGUGUAACCAAUUUUUAUUUAAAAACCAACCUUUAUUUUGAAAAACAAUUCAGGAAGUAGCCUUCGUUUUGUUUCCGGAAUGAAUUUCUGUGUGUGUAGUCUACCGUCUACAUUGUGAACUUUGAAUUCUCAAAUCGUUGACUGAAUACUGCAAUUUACUAUAACAUAAUUGUUUAACAUUUACAUAGUUCCAAGGACAUGUGCGAUAGCGUCGCCUUUCAUGCUCAGCUAGCUUCAAUAAUUGAGGUUUUGGCGAAUGCAGCCGUUGCCGAAAUAUGUAAACUUGUAGAUGACGGCCAUGCUGCCUUACGUUUGGAAAUUUCACAUAGUCAGAAAGAAAUCGAUAACCUGCGGAGGAAGCUGCUUUUGACAAAAUACCAGAAUUCUCAACGGGGCGCAGAGAAAUUCGGAGCCCUGCGACGCACAGUUCACAGGCGCGACACCGAUCUUGUUGCCCGAGCAAGAGCGAGCUUCGUUGGAAAGUCAACAGGCAGACAUGGAUAUUUGGAGAAUCGUUUUUCCUACAGUGAAGGGGACAACUUUACAAAGGAUGUCACGAACUGGAAAGACUCAAGAUGCACAGCGACAGACCAGGAUGGGGGCAUGCAGAUGGCAGAUAUGCAAGAGUCACCUCUUAUCAAAAUGGAGAACCUUGGCACCAGCAGAACAGAGAUUGUCCAACUGGUCAGUGAGAGCAGUGAGACGGUUGUGCCAGAACCAGGUUCUUCAUCAUCUACUGAAACCACAGACCUUCUGGACCAGCAGGGCAACAGACACAGAGCUCCAGACACCUCACUCAAUAUAGAACCUGAAAACCAGACGUUCCAGCAUCCAGCAUCACAAUACAGCAGAGCGAGACAGGACCAUCAGGUUGCUGAGUGUGUGACCUGGGAAACUGACCAUCAACCCAUAUCAUACAGCCUGUCUCAAUGGACAGAGAACCAAGAGACUGACAACCCAACUGUGAAUGCUCCUCACAAUGCCGGGCCAGACUCCAAGAGGCUGUCUGGACAUCCAGAGAGGAGAGGGGCGUCUGGUAACUCUGGGGUCUGCAUGUCUGCUUUGGGCUCUCUGGACUGGGUGUCUGAUGUGGUGAUUGUGGACUCAGUUCCCAUUAAAGUGGAGGCAGAUAUGAGUUCAGAAUGGAGCAUAACUGACCAAGAGGUGACAUCUGGAGAGGUCUGUUCAGACAGCAGGCAGCUUGUGGACAACAGAGGAAGAGGGGGAAUGGAGUCUGGACAGACAAAGUGUCCCUCUGACACUCAACAUCCAGAGCAAGGGACAACUGUAGGAUCAAGGUCAAAGAUUCCAGAUUUCAACAGACUGUCCUCCCUAAACAGCUUUUCAUCCCCAAGGGUUACUCUCCACCAGGUUCCCCAAAGAGGGAAGCAAGCCCCCUUCCUGAAUUUUAACAGAGGCUCCAAUUUUUCAUCGAAAGGCAAAGAAAAGCAGCCACAACAGCUAACGUCUCACUCCACCCAGAGGCAGCUCCGGUGCAGCCUCUGUGGAAAGCCCUUCCCUCAGCCGGCUCAACUGCGGAGUCACAUGCGGGUCCAUACGGGGGAGAAACCGUACGGCUGCAGCCACUGCACCAAGCGCUUCUCCCACAGGCACCAGCUGAAGAUGCACGAGAGGGUUCACACCGGAGAAAAACCAUUUCACUGUGUCUACUGCGGGAAGUGCUUCACCCAGUCCAGUCACAUGAAGAGGCACCUCCUCGUCCACACUGGUGGCAGGCCACAGGACAUGGUGCUGCCCUGAGUGUUCCAGGGUGAAGUUUCCCCUUGGGGUGAACCAAAGAACAGCAAUUACGAAUGCAGGAAGCUCUGGACAGGUGCCUGGGUGAGCUAGGCCUGUAGGUGGUCGAGAGUGCGCUGCUCGGCUCGUCUCGUACCUGGACAUAGGGAGGAGGAGGGUGCAGGGAAGAGCGUGACGAUGACAGUAACUUUCUGGACAUCGACAUGGCUUAAGAGAAAAGCCACAGGUUCCCUGGGUGCCAGCACACUCCUGGCCCUUGAAACAAAUCUGGCGACCAAGCAGGUGCAACGCGAGAGUGCUGACCUGGAAUGCUUCCUCUGGAGUCGCUGGUGUGGAUCUUCCGGGACGUGCUGCAUGUGGACGGGAAGAGAGGCUACUGGAACCUGUCUCUGGUCACAGCGGAACCUUCGUACCAUCCUGAGCAAGCUGUCAUCAAGGCAAAGAGUGGCUACUUUGAAGAAUAUAAAAUAUAUUUUCAUUUGUUUAACACAUUUUUUAGUUACUACAUGAUUCCAUAUGUUAAUUCAUAGUUUGUCUCCACUAUUAUUCUACAAUGUAGAAAAUAGUACAAAUAAAGAAAAACCCUUGAAUGAGUAGGUGUGUCCAAA